Molecule: messenger RNA, 976 nt
Organism: Homalodisca vitripennis (glassy-winged sharpshooter)
Lineage: Eukaryota; Metazoa; Arthropoda; Insecta; Hemiptera; Cicadellidae
Exons: 2
Coding region: 79-621 (180 amino acids)
Source: RefSeq, a predicted model, not a curated record
CAUGGAUAACUAACUGUAGCAUGGUUACAGCACAUAGUAUGGAUUCGGUACCAGUGUCCGGAACAGUUCUUGUGUGGCAUGGAGGGAACCCAUGUGGCUGAUGGUUCCAACGUUCCACAAGACGAACUGUAUGACGUGCACAUCCGAGGUCAUGACGGCACGAUAAUCUCGGAGCUGCUCAUUAAGAGGCCACUAGACCCUGACAGUGAAGGGAUCUACCAGUGUGAGGCAUGGCCACAUAUUCACAACGGGGGUUAUCCUUUUGGACCCUACCCUCCUUACACCCCGCCGAGGUCUGACGUGUUCAUCAUCGGCAGCAACUCACUGCUAGAGAACUGCUACCACAUCUGUGGCUUCACUCCGGCCACCAACAAACUCGGGGGCUUGAACAACAAACAGAGCGUCACCAACAACGACAAGGACACCAACGUGAAGCAGAAUCUCGUUUUUAAACCGCGCAGAAAUGUCACUGAGAGCAGAAAAGACUCUAAUUCGAAACAGUUGCGGUAUAAUCUCAAAUACAUAGAUAAUACACUUUAUAAUGUAGACGGCGUGAAUGUCACCGCAGAGUAUUUCCGUCCGAGUAAAGACAACCCAUUCAAUUUGAGCAGGCUUUCCUAACAAUGAACAAAAGGGUGUCGUUCAGAAAUAUCAAAAUAAUUAUUCAACUUCUGUAUUCGAUUUUACGGGCAGAAGUAAUGAUAAAUUUAGAGAUAUAGUGCCAAAGUUUAAUUCAAGAAAAGGAAGAAUAUCAAACCCACAUGUCAAUGCAUCCAUUGAUAAUCAGGAAAACAGAAGUCUAAUAGACUUGGUGUGAGUUGCAUUGUAUAUUCUCCUAACUGAUUAUUUGUACUGUAUAAUUUAAUACCAAUAUUUAAUAUUCCUUUUUUAUUAGGUUUUUAACCCUUAUAACGUCACAGACGCCGUAUGGCGCAUAGACAAACUAUCUCCAAACGGCAAAGACGCGGUACGGCGC